CCCUCUCCGUUACCGUUCGCCGUACAACAAAAUGGCGGUGUCAGUACCUCUCGAUAGGUGCUUUCCGGCAUGCGCUUCCCGGCAGGCUGUGCGGUACCGUACGGCAGCAUGGCGGCGCCCGGAGCGGGAGCGGCAGCGGCGCUGGUGCAGUAUGUGGUGCUGCGGGGGGACCUAGGCCGGCCGCCGCGGUCGUGGCCGCUGGGCGCGGUAGUGGCGCAGGGCUGCCACGCCGCCCUGGCCGCCGUCCACGCGUACCGCCAACACCCCGACACACGCACCUACUUGGAGAUGGGCGGCGCCAUGCGCACCGUCGUGCUGGAGGCUCCGGAUGAAGCUGCCCUGACGGCGCUGGCAGAGACCCUGAAGCAGCACAGCAUCGACCACCAAGUGUGGACUGAGCAGCCCGAAGACGUGGCCACCUGCCUGGCGCUCAGGCCCUACCCGAAGGACCAAGUGCACCGGCACCUCAAGAAAUUUAAAUUGCUGAAGUGAGCGCGAGCAGGCACAGGCAGUUCCGCUCCUGGGCCAGAGCCGAUCUCGCCCCAGGUAGUCUCUUAGCAUGGUGAUAGCAGUUACAGAGCGUGAAACGGCUCUUUGGUGGGGAGGAUUAAAUGUUAUUC
This is a messenger RNA of Grus americana (Whooping crane), 620 nucleotides long. It is a transcript of the gene PTRHD1, whose product is annotated as peptidyl-tRNA hydrolase domain containing 1. Gene Ontology annotation, molecular function: peptidyl-tRNA hydrolase activity. The record is from RefSeq and is a predicted model, not a curated record. The transcript is spliced from 2 exons. The coding region runs from base 70 to 492 and encodes 140 amino acids. Lineage: Eukaryota; Metazoa; Chordata; Aves; Gruiformes; Gruidae.